GCGGUGCGCCACUCCGCCUGCAAACCCAUCCUCCCUCCACAAAUUAAUCAGUUACAACCGGAGGGGAAAACAGCACCGUGCACGGAUUCCACUGUAAGAUUUUGUUUGGUUUUGAAGAGCAUGGAGUAAAACCACUGCCAUGUCGCUGACACGCCGAGCCGAGGGGGGGAUGUGAGGAUGCAGUGACAGCUCGGUGGACGGAGCAGCUCGGCGCUCCAUGCCAGCAGAGAGGGCAUCAUGAAGACAGCAGCGAGGAGAAAUUAAGCAAAAGCAAAAAAAAAAAAAAAAAAACAUGCGCGCCGCUCAAAGUUUGGCCGUGUCGUCUGCAAGAGUGACCCCGCAAACCUCCGUCCCGCACCAGCUUGACGAGCAAUGAGCAUGAAUUGAACGAAGAAUGCAUGUCGUUUGGGAUAUUUCUCUGAUUUUUCAAGCAUAUUUCAUCUGCUCGUCAUCGGCUCAGCCUAUUUCAUCCAAGCUUCAUGAGGGUUGGUGGGCGUAUAAGGACGUCGUCCAGGGAAGCUUCGUUCCAGUCCCAUCGUUCUGGGGUCUGGUGAACUCGGCCUGGAACUUGUGCGCCAUGGGCAAGAGGCAGUCGCCCAUCGACAUAGAAACCAGUCACAUGAUCUUCGACCCCCACCUGACGCCUCUGAGGCUCAAUACAGGGGGACGCAGGAUGGGAGGUACCAUGUACAACACGGGAAAGCAUGUGUCCCUUCGGCCAGACAAGGCCCACCUGGUGAACAUCUCGGGGGGGCCGCUGGGCUACAGCUACCGGCUGGAAGAAGUCCGCCUCCAUUUUGGGAGUGAAGACGCCCAGGGCUCAGAGCAUCUCCUCAAUGGACAGGGCUUUCCUGGAGAGGUUCAGUUGAUCCAUUAUAACCAGGAUCUGUAUGCCAACUACAGUGAGGCAGCCAAGAGUCCUCAUGGCAUCGCUGUGGUCUCCAUCUUCAUAAAGCUCUCGGAGAACUCCAAUGCCUUCCUCAACCGCAUGCUCAAUAGAGACACCAUCACCAGAAUCAACUACAAACACGACGCGUUUCUACUGAUGGGCCUGAACAUAGCCGACUUGUAUCCUGACACCACGCGUUACAUCACUUACGAGGGCUCUAUCACCAUCCCUCCCUGCUACGAGACGUCCACAUGGAUCCUCAUCAACAAGCCUGUCUACGUCACACAGAUGCAGAUGCACUCUCUGCGUCUCCUCAGCCAGAACGAGCCCUACAAGAUCUUCUUAAGCAUGAGCGACAACACGCGGCCCACACAGCCUCUGCUGCAGCGCUGCAUCCGGACCAACAUCAACUUCAGCAAGCAAGGCCGCGACUGCCCCAACAACCGAGCCCUGCGGCCACAGUACAGGGUGAACCAGUGGCUGCUGAAGUAGAAAGAUUAAAAGAUGUCAGUCUACCGUGCCGCGAGAGGAGAGGGCAGAAUCCAUCGAGUCUUUUUCACACUGCCAAACCAAGCUGAGCUGAACUGAGCUGAGAUGAACUUAAGUGAUAUUGAAUGGCUCUGCUGAAUUGAGCCACAUCGACCCGAACUGAAUGGAAAGUAAAAGAGCCGUGAUACACUGGAAAACAGCCCGAGCCCGAAUCAGCUGAACUGAUUUAACUCAAUAACAAUCCACUGCGCUGGCCCCCGAAAACAUCCAGGACACUUUGUGAAAGCUGUGGAUCACGACGCCCGUGGGCCAGCACAGUGACGAUCCACGUCGCACUUUGUGAAGUAUGAUUUGUGAAGAGGACUGCAAGGACUCCUCACACACUGUACUGUGUUUUUAUUCCGAGUUCGCGGGACUCUCAGCAUUAUUCUGUGGCUAGCCUCCGCCAGACGGACAGACGUCUGCGCCGCAUUCAAAUCCUGGCUAGUGAAGGCUAAGCACUAACCCCCUUAUGACAGUUUCCAGCCAUUAGCCUGAUGGUUUAUAAAGUUUCCAUUCAAGCUGUGGACCGCAGGGACACUGCUAGUGGCUGAGAGGCUGGUGUGAUAUGAGGUUUUGCAUGCGGUUGCAUAAAGCAUCUACAUGUUUGUCCUUAACAUUUCACUUAAGGUGCUGUUUUUUUUUUCCUUUUGCUAAGAACACCGUAAAUGAUUUCCUGAGGAGAGGUAAAAGCGGUUCACUGGAAAUUUCGCCUCGAUGCCAUGAUAACCGCCUCAGUGUAUCAACUUUGGCCAGAUUUCUCAGUAGAUAACUGUUGUGAAACUGCCACAACCUGGCUCCCUGCUAUACGCAAAGGCAUCCAAAAGCAGUGAGUUUCCCAUUAACGUGAAGAGGAGGGGUUCAGUAUGUUGUUUUUUUUUUUUUUUUCCUCUUCCUAAUUAUGAUGUCGGAUUCCGCAGCGGAAAAGUGAUGUUGAUCUAUUCCCAAUUAACCUGUGCUGCUACUUAAAAAUAACAACUUGCUAGGUAAUAGUUGUGUCAUAUCUGGUUUAUUAAUGUUGUCCUGGUUAAAAAUAAGCAGCACUACAGACAAAACAAUUAUUAGGGAGCUCAGAGCUGAUUUCACUUAAGGACGUGACACACCAAGCGGGUGGUCGGCCAUCGGCCAAUGUUUGGCCAUUGGUAAGCAUCUUUGGCCCUGCGUUUUGUGGUUUGUUGGCACAAGUUGAACCCAUGUUGGCGGCUUAUCACAAGAAGAGAAAUGGGAUUAUUUUUCAACUUUGCCUCCUCCUUUCUUCUUCCACCACCAAAAGACCAAGGGCUGACAGUGCCAGUGCCAUUUGGAACUUCUUAUCAGACAUGUUCUCGAUUAGGAGGAGCCAGAUUACAAAGCCGUCUGCGGUGAGCGACUAAACAGUCGGCUUUUGUUGCCGCUAGUUCUUUUGUGUUGGUUUGAGGUGUCUUGGCCUUUAGUCCAGGCUUUGCGGACACUGUAACUUAAUAUUCACUCCGGCAUUUCCCAAAGUAGGCUAUAUCACCUCGCGCAGAUGCGAUCGGGACAUUUUGAUACCGUUCCUCAAGAAAAAAAAACAACUCAGCCGUGGUCUGUGACUCAAGUAUUUUUCCUCAUUGCCAUCACUAAGGAGGCUUACGCAAUGGAUAAAAGACUUUAAGAAAGUCCUCAGUGCUUUGAAGUGCGCUUGAGGAUAGCACCUUAUUUACUCAGUACUUUACUUAAGUUCAGUUUGUGCAACAUAUUUUUCCCAAGGCGAUCAUAAGCAAACUACUGAGGAAAAUAUUUCACUUAAGAUGCUUUAUGCAACCGGGCACUGAUAUCAGAUGCUAAAUCAAGAACUUUCACACCAGUAAACUGCAGAUAACUUUGACAGGGGAUUUCAGGUGAUGUGGUUAAAGGGAAAGAAACAGGGAGAAAGAAGACACAGUGACAUUUUACAGAGCUGAAACAGACAGGAACAGUGCAGAGCUUAAAGGGAUAGGUCACCCAUUUUGCAUUAUUUCACAUUAAGUUUGAAGAAGCUAAUAAAACAGCAGCGAUGGAAUCCACUUUGCAACAGGUCCAUGCUUUGCCCCGCGACACAGAGCGCAGCGCUUCUUUUCAGCGACCCCAAAAAACAGCAUUGUUGUAAUAACGCGGUAAUAAUGUGAUAAUAAUAAUGUAAUAAUGCUGCAUUACUAAUAACUUCCCAAAGUUUAAUUCCUUUUUCCUUCAUUUUAAAAUAACAUAACACAUUUUGCAGUAACUUACAACAUUUGUAAUAAAAACCUUGAAUCCAGUAUGUAGUAAAUUUUCCAACAUUUUGCAAUAAUAAGAUCUGAGGUCUGUCUACAGAGUGCAGGAGAGGGGCUGGCCGUGUAUUAUAAGCAGUUCCCUCACUUUUCCCCCACCCAUCUCCCACAUUAGCGUAUGUAAUAAAAUCCAUUGCAAGGCAUUACAAAAUUCAUGAAAAAUUACAUUUCGUGUUCAAGGUUUUUAUUACAAAAUGUGACAAGUUAUUACAAAAAAGUGGUGUUAAUACAGGCCUGCCAGCUGGUAUUAAAACAAGCCUGGACACAGCAAAAAGUGUUACAUGCGUGGUAAUUGUACAAAAGUGAUCAUGGCCAAAUAGGAGAUGGAAUAAUUACAGUGAGCAGCAAGCAGAGCAAAGCAGAGAGACAGUGCAAGGUUGAUUUUCUCAUUAGUCUGCCGCACCGCUCAGCCAGCAGGGGAAAGACGGACACUGUAAUUUAAUUUAAGAGUCUCAUUCCAAAACGAGAUAUCCACCAUUUGAAAUAAUGUCUACCUAGUCUUACAAAGCUGACUUGUUAUGAACGAAAAGCGCAUUAUGGGGUAUUAUUCGAGUUAUGAAUCACAUUAAAACCCACAUACAAAACAAAAGUUUCAGGGCAUAUAAAUCUCUCUCUUUUUUUUUUUUUUAACUACUAUAUCUCAGGUAGUUUUCCAAAGUGGAUAUGUGCAAAAUUGGAAUGAAACUCUGACAUUCUGUAAAAUGGGUGACCUAUGCCUUUAACUAAGAUCCCGUUCAACAGCACUUCAUCCGUCCUCUGCUUGUUUGAUUGUUUUCUCGGUUUGCUGUGUUUGUCGUUUUUUCAUGAACUCUGGGGAACAAUGCCGGU
This is a messenger RNA of Myripristis murdjan (pinecone soldierfish), 4512 nucleotides long. RefSeq names its product carbonic anhydrase-related protein 10. Gene Ontology annotation, biological process: one-carbon metabolic process. Gene Ontology annotation, molecular function: carbonate dehydratase activity; zinc ion binding. NCBI's taxonomy places the organism in Eukaryota, Metazoa, Chordata, Actinopteri, Holocentriformes, Holocentridae. The coding region runs from base 395 to 1381 and encodes 328 amino acids. The transcript is spliced from 9 exons. The record is from RefSeq and is a predicted model, not a curated record.